GCCUGCUAGAUGUAGUUCGUUGUUUGACUAGAUUUGCAGCAGCGUUUGUGUGCGUGAAGUGAUGCUUUUGCCUUGCCGGUGGGCAGGCAUUCGUAUAUGUAACGUGAAUUGUAGUGAUUCUGACGUGAUUGUGUAUGUGUUGAUAGUGUAGGUGUUUGCAGUGGUUCCCGAAAGCGAGUUAUCGCGGUCACAUCCUUCGGAAAUGAAAUUCCGUCAUGUACAGGUGUAGCAGCUCUUCUGUGGAACGUUGAAAGCAGAAGUGACUGGAGUGUGCAUGUAAGAUUGGUGUAGAGGGUUAUAAGUGGUAUGAUGCAGAACACCGGCAGUAACACCUCUGUGGUGACAAGUAACGGCAGCUGCGGCGGAAUAUCUACACCAGCCCCUCGAGGGGGCGGUGGUACAACGAUUUCGGCCGCCGCAACUCCAGGAUCCUACAUGUACACCAGCAGCUCCAGUCUACUCCGCUCCUCUACGGGCGAAAAGGCUGUUCCCAGAGCUGUGCCUCCGCCCACACUACCAAAGUACACUGGAGGAUCCUCGUCCUUCAGACUAGCGAGUCUCGACAGACUGGCCCAUCGCCAGAGGCAGUUCGACCAGCAACAAGGAAGCCUGGUCACCACCCAAGUUAAUGGAGAUGCCUCAGCCAUAACAAGUCCGUCCCAGCAGCAGCAGUCGGCGCUGCAAAGUAAACGUGAGCAGUUUUUCAAGAAUGAACUCCCACCAACCUCGUCAGCAACCACUGGUGGCAGCACAGCACUUCCCUCCCAGCAACCACAACCGCCAGCAUCGGGUACACCGCCUGUCAUCUCAACUACUAGUGCUAUUAAAGAGGCCCUGGCGAAGCGUGUUGAACGGAUAACUGAGAAUCAUAUAGGUGGCAGUGAUGUGCCGGAUAAUAAGGAGCGGUUUAAUAAGGCAGAAAAAGACAAGGUUCCGGAGAGGCGGACCAAGGAGCUGGAUGGUUAUGUUGGGUUUGCCAAUCUCCCCAACCAGGUGUAUAGGAAAGCAGUUAAAAAGGGCUUUGACUUCACUCUUAUGGUAGUUGGGGAAUCUGGUCUUGGGAAGUCCACACUUAUGAACUCCAUGUUCCUGGCUGACAUUUACUCAGCUGAAUUCCCUGGGCCAUCACAUCGAAUUAAGAAAACCGUACAAGUGGAGACUACAAAGGUUCUGCUCAAAGAGAAUGGGGUAAACCUAACACUCACUGUAGUUGACACGCCUGGCUUUGGUGAUGCUGUUGACAAUAGCAACUGUUGGCAGCCUGUAAUAGACUACAUAGAGUCAAAGUAUGAGGAGUACCUGAAUGCAGAAUCACGUGUGAACCGUCGCACAUUAGCUGACAACAGAGUACACUGUUGUCUAUACUUCAUUGCCCCAUCAGGUCAUGGCCUCACACCUCUUGAUGUAGAGUUCAUGCAGAGGCUGCACGAUAAAGUCAAUAUCAUCCCAGUCAUUGCUAAGUCUGACACCAUGACACCAGAUGAAUGCAGUCAUUUCAAGAAACAGGUUCUGAAUGAGAUCUCACAGCACAAGAUUAAAAUCUAUGAGUUUCCUGACACAGAAGAUGAGGAAGAAACAAAACUGCAUAAAGUGUUGAGAGAUCGCGUGCCAUUUGCUGUGGUUGGCUCCAACACCGUGAUAGAGGUAGAUGGCAAGAAGAUACGUGGCAGAAAGUAUCCAUGGGGCAUUGCAGAAGUGGAGAACUUGGAGCACUGUGAUUUCAUAGCAUUACGUAACAUGCUGAUACGCACACAUCUGCAGGACCUCAAGGAUGUCACGAACAAUGUACAUUAUGAGAACUAUAGGUGUCGCAAGUUAGCAGGAUUGGGCACUGAUGGCAAGCCAACACGCAUAUCAAAUAAUGUGUGCCCUCAAGGAGUGAUGAACAGUUUCAUGACCGUAUGGAAUCCACUGGCUCAAAUGGAAGAAGAAAAGCGUGAUCAUGAAGCCAAAAUGAAGAAAAUGGAGUCAGAAAUGGAACAGGUGUUUGAAAUGAAGGUUCGAGAAAAGAAACAGAAGCUUAAGGAUUCAGAAGCAGAUCUGCAGCGCCGUCAUGAACAGAUGAAGAAAGCUCUUGAGCAGCAGAUCAAUGAGUUAGAAGAGAAACGGCGAGCAUAUGAGAAAGAGAAACAAGCAUGGGAACAAAGUAACAAUGUGACACUGGAAGAAUUACGUAGGAGAAGUCUUGAGGCAAAUUCCAAAGAGGCAGUAGAUGGCAAAAAGGACAAGAAGAAGAAAGGACUAUUCUAGAAAACCAAGACAUGGAUGGAAAUGCAUAAGAUAAUGUUUGAAGAUUGACUGUGCCAACUGUGAAAGGAAGACUGCUAAUUCCAUGUCCUUCACAGAUUUCUGAUGGCUUUGUAGUGUGGUGAAGAGUGAAGCUUUAUUGUAACAGGGACCACGCCUUAUGUUCAGAAUACAACUGUGACAUGUUAGAUGUGAAUGUUGAAUUACCAGAAUUGAUUGUGGUUGUAUCUGAUGUUGGGUACUCGUUAGUGAAGGAAGAGUUGAAGAUUUCAGUGAUUAUUGAUAUCACAGUUCCAAAGGCUCACAAAAAAUUCAUUCUUUGGGAGUGCCAACUGUAUGAUCUCCCCCAAAUAUACUCAUUCCCCUCUAAAUUUAUCAUGUUAGUAUGAUUGAGUAUUGUAGUAUAUAUUACAUAACAAAAUAAGAGAUGCCUUUUCAUCUCAGCUCCAGUAUCAUAACGUAAGUGGAACAAGGAUAUGCUAUAUUAUUAAUGUUCUGUGAGAUCAGGUUGCAUUAGUAAUUAAAAAUGUAUAUGUUAACAUUUAUUUCAAAAUAAUGAAGACAUUGUACAUAGAAGUUCUGACCAAAGUUUUCUCUUAGAAAAAGCUGUCAGAAAUUUGUAGAAAAAAUUGAUUUAAUUUACAUAUAGCUGUGUAAUAAGCAGUUAAUUUGAUGAGGCAUGUCUUUCAGUUGUGAAGUUCUUAAAUUGAGCUGUACUCGUAUGUCUUAUUAGUAGACAUGUGUAUGAAAUAUUGGCUCUGAAGACACAAUUGAACCAUGUUAGAAAUUCCAGCAAUACUGCAUUUCAUGCAUGUAUAGUUGACUGAAAACAUGUUAAAUACUCUCACAUAUUUUUAGAUACAGAUGUAAUAAACCCAGCACGUGAAUUAUAUAAUGGAAGUCUUUCCCUUUAUUAAUGUGCCUGGCUCAAAUGGAGCUCUUUGAAGUUCUAGGUGAUAACUUACAAUUAUAACCACGGCAUCAAAUUUUUUAGGAAGUAAAACUGAACUUCAAAAUCAUGUCAGCCAUAAUGGAAACUAGUUAAUGCUGUUAAAAUAACAUGUUAUAAAAUUAUUCUCUUUGAUGUCCAUUGUCUCGGUUGUAUUUAAAAUUGCAGAACAUUUUUGAAGCUGGGUCUGCUUUCAUCAUCAGGUGUAAAAUUGUGUGUGGGUGGGGGGGGGGCUGAAGGAUCCUGCUCAGUUUGGUCUGUUAGACAGAGCUGGUGUCAGUCAUUGGGCAGUGUAUAUAUUCUGCUGCUUUCACAAGUCAUGUAAGAGAUGGAGAUACAAGCAGGAAAUAACACCAGAACCAUAUGUUGAAAUCAUAUAUUACCAGUAGAAGCAAAGAGUAUGGACAGUCCAAGUAGCAAAUGAAUCUGUAUGGUGCUGACAUCUGUGCUAGGUUGGCUGAUCACCCAUCAUUUUGAUGAAGACCAUCGUCUUUAGUUUUCUAGUGAUCCAGUUUGCACAAAGAAGAAAACAGAAUGAUCUGAAAUAUCAAAAAGAUGGUCUUCAUCAGUACAGAAUGGGUGAUGAGACAGCCUAGCUCAGAUCUCAGGACUGUGUGACUUCCCCUGCUUUGAUUAUAAACUCUCUAUACUCUCUGCUCCCCGAGGUAAUAUUUGAAAUCAACAAAUUGCUCUAGUGUUGUAAUUACUGCUUUCAUCUGUCUCCCAUGUAUGGCUUGUGGCAGCAGCAAAAUAUAUAUACACUGCCCACAACUUCCUUCAUUGUUCACCACUAAAGACUGGCUGUCUUAACGGGCCCAGCCGAGUGGGAUCCAUUCCCGAUUUUUACACCUGGUAACAGAAGCAGUUUCAUCAUGCCAAACUCAAACAUUAUGUUAUUUUAAACACAACUAAGACAAGACAAUGGACAUCCUCCAACAAAAUAAUUUUACAGUUAAUAACAGAUUGUUGUCAUGGACCUUUCAGAGAAUCAUUAGAAUAAUGUGUCUUUUUAUCUUAUUUAUUGUGUUGAUCACAGUUUGAAAGUCAUUAUUCUGUGAAUGAAAUGUAAAAUAGUCUAAAAUGGCUUCCCAUAAGUCACACGACAGUAAUAUUGGCUCUUGUCUCAGAUAUAGUCGAUAUACACUGUGUUCUGGGAGUCUGCUGUAUACCCAUCAUCUUCACAGAGUUGGUUACUUUUAUACUGAUAGGUUUUCAUUUUGUUUUGUUUUCACCAUUAAUUGUAAUCAUGAGGCUUACACCAAUCUCAAAAGUGAAAUUAUAAAGGAAUGUAUCAGUGCAGUGGCACAUGAGAGAAGUGACAACCCCCAACAGAGUUGUCUGCAGCAUAUGUAAAUGUACAUAAUGACCAAUAUAAUUUUGAUGUACUGAAUGAAUGAUAGGCACAAGCCUUUACAAAAUGAUUGAUUUCUGUCAUAAAGCAGCGUCAUGUUUAUAUAACCUGAAGGUCAUGGACAUGUGAAUAGCAGGAAAUGUUCUGCCAUCAAGAUAGCAUAUGUGUUGGACAUGAAUAGUGAGAGUUCUUGCUAAAAUCGUUGCCAUAGCUACAGUGAAAUGAGGACAGUUUCCUCUCACACUAGUCCUGUCACAUCCAGUCUUCAUAAAUAAUGUGAACUAUGAACAGUUUUAAAUCUUAAGUACCAAAAUAAUUGUGUCAAAAGUCAUAAAAAUGUGAGAUACCGUUUUACUGAUCACUCAUGGAGCUGAGCCCUUCUUGAGUAGCUGCCAAUUGUGCAGCUACUCAAGAACUUCCCAGCAUUUUAUGGA
This is a messenger RNA of Cryptotermes secundus, 4981 nucleotides long. RefSeq names its product septin-7 (gene pnut). The coding region runs from base 307 to 2250 and encodes 647 amino acids. Gene Ontology annotation, cellular component: septin ring; cell division site; septin complex. The transcript is spliced from 12 exons. Gene Ontology annotation, molecular function: GTPase activity; GTP binding; molecular adaptor activity. NCBI's taxonomy places the organism in Eukaryota, Metazoa, Arthropoda, Insecta, Blattodea, Kalotermitidae. Gene Ontology annotation, biological process: cilium assembly; cytoskeleton-dependent cytokinesis. The record is from RefSeq and is a predicted model, not a curated record.